CCUCACGCGAAACCUCUGUUUAGUAGCCUUUAAGCCACAGAACCCUCUCUCUCUCUCUCUCUCUCUCUCUCUCUAGCUCAUUCAGCUCAGCCUCCCGUCUGGUCUAAUGUUGAUCUCCGGCCGCGCAACCUCCACCACGACCCUCGCUUCUUCUACACUGAAGCGGAAGAGGCCGCCGAACAUUGAGAUCCCGAACGUGCUGCGGGAGGUCCGACCGGGCGAGCUGAAGCUCCGGGACUCCACCCCGAAGAAGAGCGACGCCGCAUGCCUCGGAUCUGCCGCUGGAGUCGGCGUCUUCUCCGUCAAGGGUAAGAAGAAGUUUAUGGAGGACACCCACCGGAUCAUCCCCUCCUUCCUCGGCAACCCAAACAAGGGUUUCUUCGGAGUCUAUGAUGGGCAUGGCGGUAGAAAGGCUGCCGAUUUUGUCGCGGAGCGGUUGCAUAAGAACAUAAUCGAAAUGGUGGAGAACUGUCAAUCUGGUUCAUCAAAAGAAGAAGCUGUUAAAGCCGGGUACUUGAAAACCGAUGAGGAGUUUCUAGUCCAGGGUUUAAGCAGCGGUGCCUGCUGUGUUACUGCCUUAAUCGAAGGACAAGAGAUCAUCAUCUCAAACUUAGGCGACUGCAGGGCUGUUCUUUCUAGAGGCGGAGUGGCCGAAGCUCUCACGAAAGACCACAGGGCUGACGAGGUGAUUGAAAGGCAGAGAAUAGAAGACAAAGGAGGGUAUGUGGAGAUGCACAGAGGGGCUUGGAGAGUUCAUGGGAUUCUCGCUGUUUCUAGAAGUAUCGGAGAUGCUCAUUUGAAGCAGUGGGUUGUGGCGGAACCCGAAACAACAGUCCUUCACCUGACAUCGGACAUGGAGUACCUCGUCCUGGCCUCUGAUGGGCUGUGGGAAGAGGUCGGGAACCAGGAAGCUAUCGAUAUCAUUUCUCGUUUAUGCAUGAAAGAAAUGAAACCUCUGAAGCUAACAGAUCUUCGCCAGGAUGAUAAUGACGACACCUAUGGUCGUGUAAAUGUGAGCCCGUCGUCAAAGUUGCGGCGAGUCGCUCUGGUCAAGCAACAGAAGAGAGCGAGCCAACAAUCUCCAAAUCAUUUAAGAACGUGUGCUACCAUGAAUGGAGAUACUGAAGAAGACGACAUUUCUUGUGAGAUUGAUGGCCCUCCGUCAAAAUUGAGAAAAAUUUCACUGAUGAACCGAAUAAACCCUAAGCCUGAUCACCCAAGUCAAGAGAACAGCCUUAAUGCAGGGUUCUCUUCAAUCGGGAUAGUAGCUGCUUGCAAGGAGCUUGCAAACCUUGCUGUCAGUAGGGGUAGUUUAGAUGAUAUUACAAUCAUGAUCAUCGAUCUGAAUUGCUUCAGAUGCAACAAUCUCUCCUCGGGUAGUUUAGCAUGCAAUUAGUAUUCCUGCUAAAAGUUAGAUGAAAUUAUUCUCAUUGUAAGAUACGGUGAAGCAGUCGACCCAAUUUCCAGUUUACGAUAAUCUUCUUCA
Messenger RNA from Punica granatum (pomegranate), 1486 nucleotides. The record is from RefSeq and is a predicted model, not a curated record. NCBI's taxonomy places the organism in Eukaryota, Viridiplantae, Streptophyta, Magnoliopsida, Myrtales, Lythraceae.